UUCACCCCCUUAGGAGCAGUACGACGACGACUGGUGGAUCGGGCGAAUCGUGGCGGAGAAGGCCCCCCUCGGCUUCGUCCCCUCCCCGCAGACCCUCGAGCGGAUCCGCCUGGCUCACCGCAAGCUGAAGCAGCACCUCACCCGAGUGCGGACGAAGACGAGGGCCCUGAUGGCCUUCGCCGCCAAGCGGAUGUCGCGGGAAGGCGUGCUCUCUCCGGUGUGCGGUCGGAGGAAGAGGAAGAGGAGUUCAAGUUGGACGAUGAGGAGUCCCUUUUCGAGAAAGAGGACAACGAGAUGCGGCCCAGG
This is a messenger RNA of Darwinula stevensoni, 306 nucleotides long. Lineage: Eukaryota; Metazoa; Arthropoda; Ostracoda; Podocopida; Darwinulidae. The record is from the annotation of a GenBank genome assembly.